Epithele typhae is the source of this 798-nucleotide messenger RNA. RefSeq lists its product as uncharacterized. NCBI's taxonomy places the organism in Eukaryota, Fungi, Basidiomycota, Agaricomycetes, Polyporales, Epitheliaceae. The coding region runs from base 1 to 798 and encodes 265 amino acids. The transcript has a single exon. The record is from RefSeq and is a predicted model, not a curated record.
AUGCCGACUGGUGAGCGCAGUUUCUUGGCUCGCCACUUGCUCGCUGCCUCUUCAUCCGUAACCUCCACCUCGCCCCUCGCCGUCAGACAACUUCCACAUCGCAGCUCCCUCUGCCCAUCUUCCACCCUGGCGCCUAGAUCCCUUCUCUUCGCCGCCGCCUGCCACCUCGUCUCCGCCGCCUGCUUCCUCUUCUCCGCCCUCCUCAUCCUCCGCACGAUCUACACCUCCGCCCACCCGCCCACCGCUCGCCUCGACCUCGCGAUGGCCCCGUCCGCUCAAGGCUGGCACGCCCGCGCCACCCCGCUUCCCACCGCCGACGCCAGCGGCUUCGCGCCCACCGCCGACGCCCUCGCCUUCGUCGUCCUCCUCAACGCCCCCGCGGACCCCGAGGGCUUCACGAUGGCCCUCUUCCGCCCGGACGUCGCCGUCGACGCGCGUGGGCGCGCACUGCGCCUCCAGGCCGACGACGCCGUGGCGCUGCUCGCGCUCGCGGAGCGCGCGAACGCGAUGCCGGACACGGGCAGCUUCAUGAACGCCUGGCGCGUCGCGCACCCGCGCACGUCGCAGAAGAUCGACAGGCUGUUCGUGAGGACGCCCGAGGGGCGCUUCAGGGAGACGAGCGUCCAGGGAUGGGAUCCCGUGUUGAAGCAGCUCAAGACCGCAGUGGGAGAGUAUGAGGAGCUUCCCCCGGUUCUCUACGAGUUCUUCGGGUACGUCCAAGAGGCCAGGGACGGCUUCCAGAAGUUGGAGGCGAACCAGGAUAUUAUCACACAAGUUACGGCCCUUGCGACUAGCUGA